AAACGGGAAGAACAAAAUGGCUCAAAUAAAGAUUCCGAAGGUGGAAAAUGUGAGGAUUUUGGAUAAGUACAGUAACAACUACUCUGUCGGGACUCUUUACUUAACUGUAACUCAUUUAGUAUUUAUGGAACGAAGCGGAAAGAAAACGAUUUGGGUCUUGUAUACUCAUAUUUCGAAUAUAGAGAAGCAACCUUUAACUACUACUGGCUCACCGUUGUGUAUUAAAUGUAAACACUUUUUUAUUGUAACAUUUAUCAUUCCGAAGGAACGAGACUGUCAUGACAUAUAUCAAACAUUAUCCAAGUUAUCUUGCCCAGUAAGUCUAGAAGAUCUUUAUUGUUUUAAAUACCAAGCAAGUAGGGACACCUUACCACAGCACGCAGGAUGGAAUUUUUUUAAUGUACAAAGCGAGUUUCAGAGACAGGGUGUCCCAAACGAAGAAUGGUCUCUAUCUUAUCUGAAUACAAAGUACGAGCUAUGCGACACUUACCCCAAGUAUUUGUAUGUACCCAGUACAUGCACGAACAGUACCUUGAUGGGUAGUGCAAAGUUUAGAAGUAGAGGAAGGUUACCGGUAUUAACAUAUUUACAUUCUAACAAGGCUGCAAUUUGCCGAUGUAGUCAGCCUCUAUCAGGAUUCAGUGCCCGGUGUCCGGAAGACGAGCAAAUGAUGUACAAUAUCCUAUGUAUGAAUCCCAAUUCCAAGUAUAUGUAUGUUGUAGAUACAAGACCGCGCGUGAACGCCUUCGUCAAUAGAGCUGCGGGGAAAGGAUAUGAAAACGAGAACUUUUACGAUAACAUAAAGUUUCAUUUCUUUGGUAUCGAGAACAUACACGUGAUGAGAACCAGCCUGAGCAAACUGAUAGACCUACAGAGAACGUCUUCGAUGAGCGCGUUCUUAAGCGGAUUAGAGAACAGCGGAUGGCUGAAACAUAUAAGAUCCAUAUUAGAAACCGCAUGGUUCAUUGCUAGAGCAGUUUUCAGCGGUGUUAGCGUGGUAGUGCAUUGUAGCGAUGGCUGGGAUCGCACCGCUCAGGUGUGUUCGUUGAGUGCGCUCUUAUUGGAUCCAUUCUACAGAACGAUUCAAGGUUUUCAAGCAUUAAUCGAAAAAGAUUGGUUGUCAUUCGGACACAAGUUCAGUGACCGUUGUGGUCACGUUAGCAGUGAUAGCAAAGAAUUAGCACCGAUUUUUACGCAGUUCAUCGAUGCGUCGUAUCAACUGCUGCAACAGUAUCCGCAUAAGUUUCAGUUCAACGAACUGUUCUUGUUGACUCUGCACGAUGACGUGCACAGUUGCGAGCAUGGUACUUUCAUAGGAAACUCGGAAAAGGAAAGACAGAUGCUCAGGGUAUCGGAGAGAACGUAUUCCUCGUGGGGACACAUGGCGAACAAUAUGCACGAAUACAUAAAUCCGCUUUACAAACGCAGUCGUCAGAACGACGAAACCGAUACUGUUCUUCAGCCGAAAUUGGCUCCGCAGAGCAUCAUUUUAUGGCGAGGAAUGUAUUUUCGAUUUGAGAAUGGCAUUCAUCCCAGAGAAACGUGGGAAGAUCAUCUAUUAAUGAUGCACGAUCACACCAGUUGCUUGGAAGAUCAUGUAAAGCUUCUUGUGAAGAGAGUCGGUGCCUUGAGUUCAACGCUGAACUCGAACAAUGUUCAGAAAAAGGGCCUACAAGGGAAACAGAAAUUUGAUAAUAAAUACGCGAAAGAUCCUCUGUCCGAGACGAUCAUAGAAAAUACAGUGAACCACGAGGAGAAGAAUAAGAAUAAUAUGCAAAUUAGUCAGCUGGAGAAUGAAUUGAAGUCAGUCGCCUUGGAUUGGAAACCAGCGAGAAAUGUGGAAGAAUGUUCAUGUUCCACUACGUUUGACGCGUUUAAUCGAAAGCAUCACUGUUGGUCAUGCGGCGAAGUGCAGUGCACAAGGUGCAUGGGUGCACACACGGUUCUUCCUGGUCACUUUUCGCAACGUGCUGUACCUACUUGUGAGUCAUGUACUCAGAAUUCCAGUAUUCCGUCGACUAGUCCCUAAGUAAAUCUCUCUGAAUAUUUAAAUUCGUGAUUUCUACCUAGGAUGUAUAUUAAAA
This is a messenger RNA of Dufourea novaeangliae, 2084 nucleotides long. It is a transcript of the gene Mtmr6, whose product is annotated as myotubularin-related protein 6. The transcript is spliced from 13 exons. Gene Ontology annotation, biological process: dephosphorylation. The record is from RefSeq and is a predicted model, not a curated record. NCBI's taxonomy places the organism in Eukaryota, Metazoa, Arthropoda, Insecta, Hymenoptera, Halictidae. Gene Ontology annotation, molecular function: phosphatase activity; metal ion binding. Bases 17 to 2029 code for a protein of 670 amino acids.